GAACCGAAGUACAAAAAAGCGCGAUAAGUAUUACCUUGACAGCUAUCAAUAAGCGUACCCAAGUGACAAGCUAUUUAAGUCGCAAGCAUGUCGACAACUGACCCCGCGGACCCCGCCACCACCUUGAGUGUGCUAUACAAGGGCGAAUUCCCGCCCGAUUUCGAAAAGGUCGUAGACAGUUGGCCCACUAAUCUAACCAAGCUGUCCAUAGCCGUUCAUAUGACGGGGUCGAAGUACAAAAACCGGUUCUAUGAAGAGUGUAUACAUUUCAUCUACCAACACGCGCGGGGUAUGAAGGAUCUUAAACAUCUGCGCAUAGAUGCGGCUCUGCCCUUUGAGCCCAACAUCGAGUCCCUAGAGACUCUCACAGUCAUGUCGCUUGACCCGAAUCUUAAUCCAAAGUCACCUAACCCUGUGCUGUACCCCUCAAAACCAGCCGCCUGGGACACCUUCGCACAGUUUACGACUAUUAAAGAUCUGGUGAUAUAUGUCCCCAAAGAAUAUAUAGGCAAGAUGCCCAGCAGUUUCAGCAGGAUGGUGGGGGAGAAGCGUGCUGGUUACCAUGACAACGGCGAGGUGUACACGACGAUUAAAUGGGAUACAGAGACCAAGCCGCCCAAGCCCACAAACGUUGAAGACGCCCCGAAUGGCGUCACGAAGACCAAAACAAAGGCACUGGACAAGGCUAGUACCAAAACAGUGGACAUGAGCAGACCCAAUCCAAAUAACCUGACAAAAACCCUGACGUUGAUUAAACCAAUCAAGAAAGCGCUGAGCAAGCAAGAGAGUGCUGCUCUGGCGACUGCACGCACACUGCAGGCUAAUCGCGAACAGGAGAUGCUGGAGAGCAUGCCCGAGCCCAAGAACCAAGUUGCGCUUAUUGAGGCCAAAAAGAACGAAGGGUCUCCACAGACGGUGCCGUCUAAGUACAAGCCUUGGGAAACACCGGCUACUACGCUGAUGGUUAACUUGCCCGAGUCUUUCCCACCGAACUUUGAGGAAAUGGUUGCCAAAUGGGCCUUAAACACAACGUCGCUGACCGUGGCGGCCGAAAUGGACGGCGAAAAGUACAAGGACCGUUUCUUCGAACAGUGCGUGCAUGCCAUAUUCCAGCGCGUGUGUUACAUGACGAGCUUGCGUACACUUCAUCUCAACUUUGCACUACCGUUCGAGCCUUACAACGUCCACUUGCAGACCCUAACGGUAUGCUCGUUAGACCCCAACAUAGACCCCCGCCGAACACCCCCUCUACUGUACCCUAUGGCCCCGUUCGAAAAGCUCAUAGCCAACUGUCCAAAGCUUACGCGCUUGUAUCUGCUGUCACCGAAUCCUUGGCACAGGGUAAGAGGUGGCGAUAUGCCUUCGGAGGUGCCGAACCCUGAGGCUUGGGACGCUUACGAGUGCUUUAAUCUACCGAUUAUGAUCUAUGUACCGUACAAUUACGUCAAUAGUAUGCCCGAUAGUUUCCGUCGGAUAGUCAUGAACGGACGAGCUGGUUUCCAUCAAUAG
Messenger RNA from Sphaeroforma arctica JP610, 1509 nucleotides. RefSeq lists its product as hypothetical. The transcript has 2 exons. NCBI's taxonomy places the organism in Eukaryota, Ichthyosporea, Ichthyophonida. The record is from RefSeq and is a predicted model, not a curated record. Bases 88 to 1509 code for a protein of 473 amino acids.